UUCAUUUUUUUAGAUUUCAUUUCAGGGCCAUUUUUUUGAGACUGAUUAUGUUUCCUAGUUCGAGUAAUGCAGCAUUUGAGGAUAGUCGUAUAUUUUUAGAGCUGGAAGAUCUGCUUGCGGAUUGUCCAAUUUCAGAUGGAAAUAAUACUGAAAAAAAGAGUGUGAAAAAGAGGUCCAGAAAAAUUGAAGUAAGCAACAAUGGCAGUAGUGAGUCCAAGAAGACUGCUCAUCGAUUCACUGAGAAGCAGAGAAGGCAAGAAAUGGCAGCCCUUUAUGCUUCUCUCAGAUCCCUUCUCCCUCCUGAAUACAUCAAGGGGAAGCGCGCUAUAUCGGAUCAUAUGCACCAGGCCGUGAAUUACAUCAACGACAUGAAAAACAAAAUCAAACAAAUGAAACUAAGGAGGAAUUCAUUUGGUGUUGAAGCUGAGAAUCAAACCUCAAAUGCUUCUGAUUCUUCGCCUUACUGUGUGAAGAUAAAUCCAUUAACAGAAGGGUUUGAGAUCUUGAUUAGUAGCAGCCUAAAUAAGGGAUGUUUCCCUCUUUCAAUGGUGCUUGCCGAUUUGCUUAACAGACAGCUACAUGUAAUUAGCUGCGUUUCUACUAGAGGCGAUGGCUGUUACCUCCACAAAAUUCACCUUGAGGUAGGAGUAUUAGUUACUAAUCUUUGUUUUCUUACAAGACCAGAUUUAGCAGUAUGUAGGGUUUCAGCUAUUAUAAUUUGAUUUUUGGUUUAUUUUCUGGAGAAUUCAAUUUUGUUUUCUUUCUUUCUUAUUUUUAGCUUUACCAUAUUUUCAGCUUAAUGAUUCCGCAAGUAUUGAUCUAUCUGAGCUACAAGAUGGACUGGUGAAUAUGCUUAAACUUGUUUGACAAUGGCAGCUGCAGCUACACAUAUGUGUGUGUGUAUAAUUUAAUUAUACAUUUUCUGUACACAUAGCUUAAAACAUAUUCUCAAUAAUUAGUUUAUUUUGUAUUGUAUUUUAAACAAUGUUAUUUUAUUUUUUGAA
Molecule: messenger RNA, 1004 nt
Organism: Salvia hispanica
Lineage: Eukaryota; Viridiplantae; Streptophyta; Magnoliopsida; Lamiales; Lamiaceae
Source: RefSeq, a predicted model, not a curated record